AGUUCCAUCCUCUUUUAGCAAGGUAUAAAUUCAAACAAUGCCCAAGCAGGUUCUGGACAUCAAGAAUUUCCUCGAAAUCACCCGUAGAAAGGACGCUCGUUCUGCUCGUGUCAAGAAGAACGGUGAACAAUACAAGUUCAAGGUCAGAUGUUCUCGUUACUUGUACACUCUCGUUGUCAACGACCGUCAAAAGGCUUUGAAGCUCAAGCAGUCUCUUCCUCCUGCUCUCAGCGUCCAAGAACUUUAAAUUUGUUGAAACAUUUAACCCUUGUUACUUAAAAACUUUGUUUUUUUUACACAUACAGCUUGUAUCUAAAUAAAGCAAAAAUUGGACACUA
Mucor mucedo is the source of this 338-nucleotide messenger RNA. RefSeq names its product 60S ribosomal protein L38. Gene Ontology annotation, biological process: translation; protein-RNA complex assembly. The transcript has 4 exons. The record is from RefSeq and is a predicted model, not a curated record. Lineage: Eukaryota; Fungi; Mucoromycota; Mucoromycetes; Mucorales; Mucoraceae. Gene Ontology annotation, cellular component: cytosolic large ribosomal subunit; ribosome. The coding region runs from base 38 to 247 and encodes 69 amino acids. Gene Ontology annotation, molecular function: structural constituent of ribosome.